Molecule: messenger RNA, 1285 nt
Organism: Castor canadensis (American beaver)
Lineage: Eukaryota; Metazoa; Chordata; Mammalia; Rodentia; Castoridae
Gene: Ntan1
Product: N-terminal asparagine amidase
Biological process (GO): ubiquitin-dependent protein catabolic process
Cellular component (GO): nucleus
Molecular function (GO): protein-N-terminal asparagine amidohydrolase activity
Source: RefSeq, a predicted model, not a curated record
UGCUGGGGAGGCCGCCGCCGCCUCCCUGGGCCUGGCGAGGCGGUCCCAGCUGCGAUGCCGCUGCUUGUGGAGGGGCAGCGAGUGCGGCUGCCACAGUCUGCUGGGGAGCUGGUCCGAGCUCACCCGUGUCUGGAGGCUCCAUCUCCAUUCUGGGUUCUGAUGAUGCCACCACUUGUCACAUUGUGGUCCUGAGGCACACAGGUAAUGGGGCGACCUGCCUGACACAUUGUGACGGAACUGACACCAAAGCUGAAGUGUCCUUGAUCAUGAACUCCAUAAAAUCCUUUUCCAAUGAUGUUCACGGUGGAAGGCUGGAAGUGCACCUUGUGGGAGGGUUCAGUGAUGAAAGGCAGUUGUCACAAAAACUUACCCAUCAACUCCUCAGUGAGUUUGACAGACAGGAAGAUGACAUUCACUUAGUGACAUUAUGUGUGACAGAAUUAAAUGACAGAGAAGAAAAUGAAAACCACUUUCCAGUAAUCUCUGGCAUUGCUGUCAACAUUAAGACUGCGGAGAUUUAUAGAGCCUCCUUUCAAGACCGAGGCCCAGAGGAGCUGCUUCGGGCCGCCAGGGCUUUAGCGGGAGGCCCGAUGAUUAGCAUUUAUGAUGCAGAGACAGAGCAACUUCGAAUAGGCCCGUAUUCCUGGAUGCCAUUUCCACAUGUGGAUUUCUGGUUGCAGCAAGAUGACAAGGAAAUACUAGAGAACCUGUCCACUUCACCUUUGGCCGAGCCCCCCCACUUUGUUGAACAUAUUCGUUCUACCUUGAUGUUUUUAAAGAAGUACCCAUCUCCAAUGAGCACACUGUUUCCUGGAAAUAAAGCUCUCCUCUACAAAAAAACUCAAGCUGGCUUAUGGGAAAAGACCUCUUUUCCAGAAAGCUAAAAGUAGGAAUUACCAAAGAGGGCACUUUUCGGCAUGGCAGAGACCAUGGAUAGGAUUUGGUAUCUACAUCAGUUGAGUCUAGGUCUCCUUCCUUACUCAGCAUCUUUCAAAUGACUUUCAAAAUAAAAUCUUAUUUUGGCAAAGGCAUUUGUUUGAUCUUUUUGCUUUACCUUAAAAAGUUGAUGUCCAGGCUUUUCUGUUUGGUCGGUAAUAAGGGGCAGAGGAAAAUCCACUUGUCUCACUGGUGGGUAAGUAUUCCUAAAUCUGCUAUGUUAAUGAACAAAGUAAAAACUGUGAGAACUUAUACAUCUCAGAGUUGUGGCCCAAAAGUAUUUUAGAAGCUUCACAUUCAAAACUGCUUUUUUUUUGGGUAAAUGAGAUGAAAGGUCAGAAAGAAAAGC